AAUACCUGAAUAUGCCGCCAUAUUAGACGCUUUUGUUGUUCGAUACGUUUUUCAGAAGCUUGAACUUGAAGCAUUCCGUUGGAUGAUUUUCCCAGAAAAUUACCACCUUUCUCGGAAAAAAUACAUGAGCAUCCUCAAGGGAAUUAUCGACUCUCUUGGCUCAAUAUUUAGCUCCCCCUACGAGUCUCAUCCAAACCCUAGCUCUCCCAAUUCUUCUUCCACCAUGGAAGGUGUAGCUGGACCUUCGGUCUCGAACGAGCGCGUAGCCUACAAGCUCAAAGGGUUCUUCGACUUGGCAAAGGAAGAGAUCGCCAAGGCCGUGAGGGCCGAAGAGUGGGGCUUAGUCGACGACUCCAUUGUUCACUACAAGAAUGCCCAGCGGGUACUCAUUGAAGCUAGUUCCACUAGCGCGCCUUCCUUUAUUAGCUCGAGUGAACAAGAGAAGGUAAAAUCUUAUCGUCAAAAAAUAUCAAAAUGGCAGGGUCAAGUUUCUGAAAGAUUACAAGCUUUAAGUAGGCGUGCAGGUGGCACAUCCACAAGCAAGAGCACCUUAGCUCCUGCUCAAACAGCUGCAGUUACAUCAACAACAUUGAAUUCUAGAAAAGAUGUUAUACGAAAGUCUUCUCGCUCUAGUACAAACAACCCAAUGAUGAGGAAUCAGACAGAUAAAGUUGUAAGCCCAAAAACUACGCAAGAAUCAAACUCUGGUUAUGAAGCAAAAUUGGUUGAAAUGAUAAAUACUACAAUAGUGGAUAGAAGUCCUUCUGUUAAAUGGGAUGAUGUCGCUGGUCUUGAGAAGGCGAAGCAAACUUUAAUGGAGAUGGUCAUCUUGCCAACAAAAAGAAGAGACUUAUUUACUGGUCUUCGGAGGCCAGCCAGAGGAUUGCUUGUAUUUGGUCCCCCCGGGAAUGGGAAGACCAUGCUUGCCAAAGCAGUCGCAUCAGAGUCCGAGGCAACAUUUUUUAAUGUUUCUGCAUCUUCCUUGACGUCAAAAUGGGUGGGCGAGGCUGAAAAGCUUGUACGGACUCUCUUCAUGGUUGCUAAAUCCAGACAGCCAUCUGUAAUUUUCAUUGAUGAAAUUGAUAGCGUCAUGUCAACAAGGCUGGCUAAUGAGAAUGAUGCAAGCCGAAGGCUAAAGUCAGAGUUUCUAAUACAGUUUGAUGGGGUGAACUCUAAUCCUAAUGAUGUAAUAAUUGUAAUUGGUGCUACUAACAAGCCACAAGAACUGGAUGAUGCAGUCCUUAGGAGAUUGGUGAAGAGAAUAUACAUUCCUUUACCAGAUGAAAAUGUUAGGAGACUACUUCUUAAGAACAAACUCAAGGGACAGGCAUUUUCGUUACCCAGUGGAGAUCUAGAAAGACUUGCAAGAGAGACAGAGGGGUAUUCUGGAAGCGAUCUACAAGCCUUGUGUGAAGAAGCUGCAAUGAUGCCAAUCAGAGAACUAGGUGCAAACAUUCUUACAGUUGAGGCAAAUCAGGUACGGCCACUAAGAUAUGAAGAUUUUCGGAAGGCGAUGGCAGUAAUUAGACCGAGCUUAAACAAAAGCAAGUGGGAAGAGCUUGAACAGUGGAACCAAGAGUACGGCUCUAAUUGAAUUCCUAUCACAACAUACAAAGAUUUUAACGAUUCAAAGUCGCUUGAUGUAUUCUUCUGCAGAUAAGUUAUUUGUUGUAAAGGUGCAGUUUUCUUAAAUUGGAACCCUCUGUAAAUGCGUAUGCUGUGUAAUGACACUGAUUUCAAAGGAAAAUAAAUGUUUCUAUCAUUUAAACUUUGUUUAA
Alnus glutinosa is the source of this 1778-nucleotide messenger RNA. RefSeq lists its product as uncharacterized. The record is from RefSeq and is a predicted model, not a curated record. Gene Ontology annotation, molecular function: ATP binding; ATP hydrolysis activity. NCBI's taxonomy places the organism in Eukaryota, Viridiplantae, Streptophyta, Magnoliopsida, Fagales, Betulaceae. Bases 83 to 1594 code for a protein of 503 amino acids. The transcript is spliced from 14 exons. Gene Ontology annotation, cellular component: microtubule cytoskeleton.